AUUAAGGUAAUGUGACAGUGUCCAAUUAACUUUGUCAUAAAGUAUACUGGGCAGGUCUUUUGGUAUUGGAAGCAUCAUAAAGUGAUUUCCACUAAAGCAUUUUUUUACAUAAUCAUUUGUUAUUUCACAUCUGUAGCCUUGUAAGAAUCUGUAAUGAAUUUGACAUUGUCACCUUUAGCAGAGAGCUUCAACUGAUAAGACUCUUCUCCCAGAUGACACUACAGGUUUAGGUGGCCAAUAUCUGUCAACAGUAAAAUAAUGUUUUUACAACACACCUUCAGACAAGACGUUGUCUGGACCCUUAGUGACAAAACCCAAUGUUUUAAAAGUGUGUAUGUAAGGCCGAGAUUCAACCACAGCAUUUUCUAGAGCAGCGCACUACACGGCUCUAACACCUGGGAUGGAAUCCUGUCUUUAAAAAAUACUGGGAAAUCAUGUGGCAUGUAUUUUUUUUACAUAACCAGAAGUAGACUCUUGUCAAUGAGUUGAGCCACUUAGCUCCUAAAUAUAUUCAGCUGACUAAUUAAUAACUAUCAGGAAAGAGUGUUUGGUAUUUUCUUAGCUGAAAAGGGAUUAAACUAAGGUGACAUGUGUAUCGGAUGACUAACACAAUUUUAUAACUUUUAUGGUUAAUGCAUGCCUGCAUUUUAACUAAUAACAUCGUGGUUCUGUUACAAGCCGUUAGUUGGUUUACCUGCAUUUCAGUGGAGAAGGUAAAAACACUUAGAUUCGAGGCAAGUAGACUUUUUAGAUUUUGGGGGUACUAAAUGUCACAUACCAGAGCAAUCGUUGAGUAAAAACAGGAAUAAGUCACUAAGCUGGAAGGAGUGUUCCUUACCAGCUGCACGGGGUGAGUGAGUUUCCUUUUCAAAUAGAUGUGGUUGAGACGUGUGUUUGUGUCGGCCAUUCUGGAUUUGCCUCAAUUCAACAUUGGAACACAUUGCUUUUUUUCUUUACGCAAAGUACAUUUCUGUGAAUAACAGGCAAAGUAUAAAUAUAAUCUGUGUUCAUUUCAUUGUAUUUUAUGCUGCCCUAACUCUUAUUUCUAUCUCAUUCUAGAAUCCACUUCCGAGCACACCAGUGUUCAGUACCCAGAUUCACAAUGUCACUUUUCAUCCAUAUAUUGGCCUGCCUGUUUGGCAUGGGCUCCUGGGUGUCUAUCAACGGACUAUGGGUAGAGCUGCCUCUCAUCGUGCCCCAGAUCCCCGAGGGUUGGUACCUGCCAUCCUACCUAUCCGUCCUCAUCCAGAUGGCCAACGUGGGGCCCCUGUUCAUCACCCUCAUGCACCGCUUCCGCCCCGGGGCGCUCAACGAGACAGUGGUCAUCUAUGUGAUCAUCUCCCUGGGCGUGGUGGCCAGCUUUCUCCUGGCCUUCUUCUGGAAGGAGACGCUGGUGGUGGCGGGCGUCCCUCGCAGCGUGGCCCUCCUCCUCCUUACCUUCUUCCUCUCCACUGUGGACUGCAGCUCCUCUGUCACCUUCCUUCCCUUUAUGAUGCGUCUGAAGCCCCAGUACCUCACCACCUACUUUGUGGGGGAGGGUGUCAGUGGCCUGCUACCCGCCCUGGUAGCCCUGAUCCAGGGGGUGGGGGUGGUCCACUGUAACAACUGCACUCGGAUGAUAAAUGACACUGGCUCAGUCAGUCUUAGCUACGAACUUCAGGCUCACUACCAGCCGGCCAACUUCUCAGCUGGGGUGUUCUUCUUCUUCCUCGGUGCCAUGAUGUUGGUGUGCCUGGGAGCCUUCAUCCUUCUGAACUACCACCCUGCCGUGGCCCGGGAACGCCCAAAUGCCCGCUACCCUAACGGGGUGCUGGAGAAAGGCGAGGCAGCUCAGAUGAACCCGACAGAGCAGAAGGCCAUGAUCAAACAGUCUGGUAUCAAGCCCAAAAGCUGCUUUGGGACCGGGACGUACAGCUGGAUACAGGUGCUGUACAUGUUCUUCAUCCUGGCCUGGGUCAAUGGACUGACUAACGUUGUGCUUCCCUCAGUGCAGUCCUACUCUUGUCUGCCCUAUGGAAACAGUGCCUACCACUUAUCGGCCACCAUGGCUGCGGUGUCCAACCCUCUGGCCUGCUUUAUUGCCAUGUUUUUCCCAAGCAGGUCCUUAUUGCUGUUGGGGGCUCUCACGUUGUUUGGCAGUGGGGUUGGAGCCUACAUUAUAGGCAUGGCAGUGCUGAGUCCAUGCCCUCUGCUGGUCAAUGAAACCUCAGGAACCUUCCUCAUUGUGGGCUCCUGGAUCUUCUUCAUCCUCACUUUGUCCUAUGUUAAGGUGAUCAUUGGAGUUAUCCUCCGUGAUGAGGGCCACAGUGCCCUCGUGUGGUGUGGAGCAAUGGUGCAGUUGGGGUCCUUCAUGGGUGCAGUCACCAUGUUUCCCUUGGUCAGUGUGUAUAGUUUAUUUUUAUCAGGAGACCCAUGUAAUACAAAGUGCCCUUAAAUUAUGCUAAACAACGAUGAUCCAAGCAUAUUCUGAGAAACAUAUUUGAUUAAUUAUUCCGAAGCAUGUGUACUUCAUUAGGAAAAUGCAAUUGAACAACUAACUAGUGAGGUGAACAGAAUUCAACCAACUCGUCAUAGUGAAGUAAGGUAUACCCUAUAUAAGGUUCAGGGUGAUUUACCAUUUGGACAACACCCUCCAAGUAUCUUGUCAUGUGACAUUGGUGCUAUUGAUAAGCUACCGUCAGAGCCUCUUUUCACUUUACACUAGCAGCUUGUGGAUAGUAAAAUUAGGGACUUUUGUCAGUGCAUGCAAAUAAUACCAGGCAGCAAAUAAGCACCUUUAGAGAGUAGCACAUACCAGGUAGAUAGAAAGAACAUUCAGCUCUCCGGAAGAUAAAAGCCUAGUGUUUUUGCAGCAGACGCCAUUGAAUAAAUGGACUUGUGAUUAGCUAUGUCAACUAUUAUAGUUGCCCUAAUCUAAUGUUGACAAAUCAAUGUCUGACAGUCUUGAAUGGGCCAUUCUCACAGUGGAUAAUCUUUCACAGGAAUUCAGUGAUUUAUGUAGCAAUCUUAACAUUUGGUCAUUUAUUUACUCAUUUGGUCAUUUGUUUACUCGGCUCCCGAGUGGCACAGCGGUCUAAGGCACUGCAUCUCAGUGCAAGAGGCAUCACUACAGCCCCUGGUUCGAAUCCAGGCUGUAUCACAUCCGGCCGUGAUUGGGAGUCCCAUAGGGCAGCGCACAAUUAGCCCAGCUUCGUCCGGGGUAGGCCAUCAUUUGUUCUUAACUGACUUGCCUAGUUAAAUAAAUGUUACAUUUGUAAAAAGUUGUAAUAAAAAAAAAAUUGCACAAACGUUUUCACUCUGGGCCCCCCGCAUCGGGGAAUAUCCCACGUCCCCCCCCUGGCGCAGUUUAUUCCUGCUAUUCCACACAUUUUAGCAAAUUUUCUUGCAAUUCUUUACAUUUUGCCAUGUCUAAAGUGUAUUCAUGUGAUAUUUGAGUGACUCAAAAAUUACUAUCCAUUGGCUAAAAAAAACACGGAAAAAAUAAAAGUUAGCUGACAAAAAAAAUUUUUUGGGGGGGGGGCACCCGAACUGCUGAUUUAGCAGACGCUCUUAUCCAGAGCGACUUAGUCAGUGCAUUUAACUUUAAGGUAGUUCGGUAAGACACAUCACAGUCGUUGUAAGAAAAACUUUCCUAAAUAAAGCAGCCAUCAGUGCUAGUUAGAAAGACACGGGUGUUAGUUUAGUUUUUCUGACUAAACAUCAGGCCUGGUUGUAUGAUUCAGAUAAUGAUUUUCAACCGGAUUCAUUUAGAAAUCACAUGUUUAUUCUUAUACUGUACAAGUCAUUUAAGUAUAUUGACAAAACAAAAACAAAAAAAUGUAUUGUCACAUACACCUGAUAGGUGCAGUGUAAUGUGGUGUUUUACAGGGUCGGUAACCAUUGAGCAAAUUAGAGUUAAGUGCCUUAGCCAAGGGCUCAUCAACAGAUUUCUCACAUUGUUAGCUUGAGUAUUCAAACCAGCGACCUUUUGGUUAUUGGCGCAAUGCUCUAACCACCUACCGCCCUGUAUUGUAGUAUACUGUAAACCUAUUACAGUUAAUUCAUAUAUUGCAGUGUUCAGAACGGAUUUGACAGGUGGUAGCAACAAGCUGUACAUAUUCAAGAACAGUCAACUAAAAUGUGUAGCGUAUGCAGAACCAUAAAAGGCCACAAAGUUCAUUAUUCAGAAAGAGAACAACAUUCUAGCUAUAUUCUAGAUCGCAAUCAAAAGUACCCUGAAUACCGCCUUUUCUCUAUUCAACUUGUUUUGAACAGGCAAACAGUUUUGCUUGAGUAAACAGGUCAAAUAGUAUAUGCAAUUCAAUGAAUUUUACAUGUUAUAGCAAGGUACUAAACAUAUUCAAGUGUAGUCAACUAAACUGUUACGGUGCCAUAAAAUGUCACGAAGUCCAAUAUUCUAAAAGAAAAACCAUCUCGGUUCUUGAUAUUUUCUAGUUAACAUCAAAAGGCUAUUGCCACCUAUACUAUUAAACGUUUUACUUUGAAACAGGCAUACCGUAUUCCUUGAGUACACAGGUACCGUAUCGGAUGUACUAGCCUGGCAGCAGAUAGCAUGAGCACACGCGUAGGAACAACUAAACUGUUUUAAAAGCCUUUUCUGUAUAAUUUUACUUUAAGGCCAGUAAAAUAGUUGUAGGGUUGUAACACAGGUGCAACCAUAUUAGUUAUGUGGACAGUUCUAUGGGCACACUUUUUGGUUGGGAGCAUCUCAUCUUUCCCUGGCCCUGAUUUCGUUACAGCAAAUAUAAUACUCAUGUUGCACUACCACAUCACUAUAACAAGGAAAUUCACAAUCCCACAUACAGUCCAUCCAUUCUCAUCAAUUUCUAAGAAACUCUUUGCCAGAGCAGUUGGCUAUACUGUAACCCACACUGCCACAUUGCACACCUCUGUAAACCUGUACAUUUUCAGCGAUGGGUAGGUUGUGGGGCAUGUCACUGCCACAGCGCUCCAUGCAGAUGAAACACAAAUUCAUUGGUCCCCCUAUAAGCAAAUAGGUAAAAACAUAAAUGCCCUAGUUCUAAAUGAGUGGAAGAGGAAGUCUAUGAAAGACAGUGUUGCAUCGCGAGGAAGAUGGCGAGAUUUAAAUUGAGGAUGUCCAAUGUUCUCUUUGCUGUAAUGGAGAUCCACAGAUGAUUUGUGAUCACUGGAACUCCAACAAUAUCAACGGUUGGAAAAGGGCUCCAUAGGCAACCUGGGUGUGGCAUUUUCCUGUGCUGAUAAUUGUCAAAUGAUUGUCAUUUGUCAGAUUAUCAAAUUGCUGGGCUACGAACUCCAUGUCUUCAGGUUAUGUUAGAAGUCUUGACAGAAUAGGUCAGUCAUCUGUCACUUUCAUUCUGUAGCUUAACAGACUUUCUGUUCAGGUGAAUAAAAUACCCUGAUAACAUUAAAGGGGAAAUCUGCAGUUCAACUGAGAGGUUCAACCCACCACUGUUUUUGGUAAAUAGCUGAGGGAUGGAGUUGGAGAAAUAUAACCACUCUCAAAUGUAUAGUCAGAGCUACAGGGAUAAUCAAGCUUAUAUUUUGGGUUCUGAUAGGGAACGAGAGUUUGAGUUAUAUUCUUUAAGAAUCAUUGGGUAUAUAACAUAUUUUAAAGUCCAAAAAUGUAUGUACCAAUCACUGAUUUUUCUGCAUACGCUCAUUUCUUAAAAUAUCAGAAAAUGUGAUUUACACACCAGUGUGUUUAAGAAAAAAAGUUUUAGCUUCCAAAAAUAAAGGUAUUAUAAGCAAUUGUACAUUACUUUGUAUAAUAAAAAUACUAGUUUUUUAAUUUGUUACAUUCACUGCUAAAAUGGACUAAAUUUGACUACAAAGAUGUGGUCCUCAAGCUUUUGACUGUGAUUUGGUGGUCCUCGGAACAGAGAAGGUUGGUAAC
Molecule: messenger RNA, 5875 nt
Organism: Salvelinus fontinalis (brook trout)
Lineage: Eukaryota; Metazoa; Chordata; Actinopteri; Salmoniformes; Salmonidae
Product: riboflavin transporter 2-like
Exons: 3
Coding region: 1103-2434 (443 amino acids)
Biological process (GO): riboflavin transport
Cellular component (GO): plasma membrane
Molecular function (GO): riboflavin transmembrane transporter activity
Source: RefSeq, a predicted model, not a curated record